This is a messenger RNA of Dioscorea cayenensis subsp. rotundata (Guinea yam), 2064 nucleotides long. Its product is annotated as beta-glucosidase BoGH3B-like. Gene Ontology annotation, molecular function: beta-glucosidase activity. NCBI's taxonomy places the organism in Eukaryota, Viridiplantae, Streptophyta, Magnoliopsida, Dioscoreales, Dioscoreaceae. Gene Ontology annotation, biological process: glucan catabolic process. The transcript is spliced from 8 exons. The coding region runs from base 215 to 2044 and encodes 609 amino acids. The record is from RefSeq and is a predicted model, not a curated record.
CGACCUUGGCGUCAGUCAAUGGCGUUUAGUUUGGGCUUUGGUAUGUCUGUGCGUGAGUACUAUUCUCCCAUUUGACUUCUUGAGCUCUGUUUGUUUUCUUUUCUCUUUCGUCCCUUAAGCUGCCGCUGCCGCUGCCGCUGCCGCUCUAUCUGCAGUACCACUACCAACACCAACACCAACAGACGAGACGAGACGAGGAGACCUGAUAGUAUCUAUGGGCGACCUCCCCCUCUACAAAGACCCGGCUCAGCCCGUGGAAACCCGCGUCCAGGACCUGCUUUCCCGGAUGUCACUGCGGGAAAAGGCCGCCCAGAUGGCCCAGAUCGAGCGAUCCGUAGCCACUCCCCACUCUCUCAACCGUCUCGCCGUUGGCAGCGUCCUCAGCGCCGGCGGCAGUGCCCCGAGAGAGCAAGCCUCGGCUGCUGAUUGGGCCGACAUGAUUGACGAGAUGCAGAGCUGGGCCGUUUCCUCUCGUCUUGGCAUCCCCAUCAUCUACGGCUCCGACGCUGUCCACGGCCACAACAACCUCUUCGGGGCCACCAUCUUCCCCCACAACGUCGCCCUCGGUGCCACCAGAGAUUCCGAGCUAGCUCGCAAGAUCGGAGUGGCGACUGCUGUCGAAGUGAGGGCGAGCGGCAUCCACUACACCUUUGCCCCCUGUGUUGCGGUUUGCAGGGAUCCUAGAUGGGGAAGAUGCUACGAGUGCUAUAGCGAGGAUCCUGAGAUUGUCCGGAAGAUGACCUCAAUUGUAUCUGGGUUGCAGGGAACGCCACCUGAAGAUCAUCCUGUGGGCUACCCUUUCGUUGCUGGAAGAAAUAGUGUAAUUGCAUGCGCCAAGCAUUUUGUUGGGGAUGGGGGCACGGACAAGGGGAUAAAUGAAGGCAAUGCCAUUUGCACCUUUGAUGAGUUGGAGAGGAUUCACAUAAGCCCUUACUUGAACUGCCUUUCUCAGGGAGUCUCUACUGUCAUGGUAUCAUAUUCCAAAUGGAAUGGCAGCCCCUUGCACGCCAACCGUUUUCUUGUGAAUGAUAUUCUCAAGGGAAAGCUGGGUUUCAAGGGAUUUGUGAUCUCAGAUUGUCAAGGCAUUGAUAGGCUCUCUAAGCCGCAUGGAUCAAAUUAUCGUUAUUGCAUUUCUGCAUCAAUUAAUGCCGGCAUUGACAUGAUAAUGGUGCCUUUCAGAUAUGGACAGUUUGUGGAGGAUUUGAUAUUUUUGGUGGAAACUGGGGAGAUACCCAUGUCCAGGAUCAAUGAUGCUGUUGAGCGAAUCCUGAGGGUAAAGUUUGUUGCUGGAUUAUUUGAGCACCCUUUCUCAGAUCGAUCUCUGCUUCACACAGUUGGUUGCAAGGAACAUCGAGAAUUGGCUCGUGAGGCAGUUCGAAAGUCCCUGGUCCUGUUGAAAAACGGAAAGGAUUCAAAUAGGCCAUUCCUUCCUUUGGACAAAAAGGCCAGAAAAAUUCUUGUUGCGGGAACCCAUGCUGAUGAUAUUGGAUACCAGUGUGGAGGAUGGACCAUAACAUGGCACGGAAACAGUGGAAAAAUAACAACUGGCACAACUAUACUAGAAGCCAUCAAAGAAACAGUAGGAGAGAAUACUGAAGUUAUCUAUGAGGAACGUCCAUCAGCUACAACCUUUGUGGAUCAAGAUUUCACAUUUGGUAUAGUAGUUGUUGGAGAAGUUGCGUAUGCUGAAUUCCUGGGGGACAGAUCAAAUCUUGAUAUUCCUCUAAAUGGUGGAAGUACUAUUAGUCUGGUGGCUAGCAGGGUUCCUACAUUAGUUAUUUUGAUAUCUGGAAGGCCUUUGGUUCUGGAGCCCUAUCUGUUGGAUGAAAUAGAUGCACUGGUUGCUGCUUGGUUGCCUGGAACUGAGGCAAGUGGAAUUACUGAUGUUUUGUUUGGAGAUCAUGAAUUUGAAGGUUUGCUGCCAGUUACAUGGUUCAGAACAGUUGCUCAGUUGCCACUGAAUGCUGGAAAUAACUUGUAUGACCCUUUAUUUCCACUUGGAUUUGGGUUGAAGAUGGGGCUGGACUUACAAACAGAAGAUUAAUCUUUAAUUUUUUUUCGUUC